UUUUCACUCGUCGAGCUCUCUAAAAUGGCAAUCGCUCAUCUGCACAGACUCUCUUCGCAAAUCUCCCGAAACCCACUCCUCUCUCACUCCUUUCGCGCCACCGUUACUCGUUCCUCCGCGACCGUCUCAUCAUCGCCGACUCCCUCGGCAAAGGUCGCCGAUCGGAUCGUGAAGCUCUUCGCCAUAGACCCCGAUGGCCUGAAGCGUGACGUCGUCGGACUCUCCGGCCACACUCUUCUCAAGGCUCUAACAAACCACGGCCUGAUCGACCCGGCUUCCCACCGGCUGGAGGAGAUCGACUCUUGCUCCGCCGAGUGCGAGGUCCACAUUGCUCAGGAGUGGCUCGAGAAGCUCCCCCCGCCUACCUACGAUGAGCAGUAUGUGCUGAGGAGGAACUCUAGGGCUAGGGUUCUGAACAAGCACUCCAGGCUCGGAUGCCAGGUUGUCCUCACUCCAGAGCUGCAAGGGAUGGUCGUGGCGGUUCCUGAGCCUAAGCCUUGGGAUAUUCCGUAGAGGAAUAGUAAGGUUACUGAACUGGAUCUCCAGUGCUUUUACAGUUUUAAUUGAAUAAUAAUAUUUUCAACUGCUUAUAGUACUUGAAAUGUUCUCAGUUCACUCUGACAAUUGUAAAAUUCUAUGGAAUACCACUAUUUCUGUUCUAUGAAAUCAAUUUCCUUCA
This is a messenger RNA of Ipomoea nil (Japanese morning glory), 679 nucleotides long. RefSeq names its product ferredoxin-2, mitochondrial-like. Gene Ontology annotation, molecular function: 2 iron, 2 sulfur cluster binding. Bases 25 to 513 code for a protein of 162 amino acids. The transcript has a single exon. The record is from RefSeq and is a predicted model, not a curated record. Gene Ontology annotation, biological process: P450-containing electron transport chain. Lineage: Eukaryota; Viridiplantae; Streptophyta; Magnoliopsida; Solanales; Convolvulaceae. Gene Ontology annotation, cellular component: mitochondrion.